AUGCGACGCCUCCUCGCCCUGCUCGGCACUGCCAGCGCCCUCGUGCCACCGCCACGACAAUUACUAAGACGCCCGUAUCAAAUCCAGCCGGCACAAAUGACCCCGGAGCUCCAGACCGCCCUCACGCUCAACACGGGCCUAGCAACAAUUGGCACGUUGGCGGGCCAGAAGCAACUCACGCCGACAGGUUUAGUCCACGCCUGGGCCCUCGGCGUGAUCCUCUGGUCGAGCUUCGUGGGGUGGCGCGGCUACUCUUUAUGUGUAUUAUACUUGGUGGUUGGCAGCGCAGCCACGAAAAUAAAACAAAAGCAAAAGGAAGCGCAGGGCAUCGCGGAAGGUCGAGGCGGCGCUAGAGGUCCGGAGAACGUCUGGGGGUCGGCCGCGACCGCCGCUAUGUGUGCGUUGUACGGCUUUCGCAAGCCUUCACUCAGACCGCUCCUCGCCGUGGCCUACGUAUCAUCGCUAGCGACGAAGUUGUCCGAUACUCUAGCGUCGGAAGUCGGCAAGGCCUACGGCAAGACGUGCUAUUUGUCCACCACUCUGAAACGCGUCCCGCCGGGAACGGAGGGAGCAGUGUCACUAGAAGGUACUUUAGCUGGCUUCGCGGGCUCCGUCGUCGCCGCUGCCUACGCCGUCGCCGUGGGGCUGACGCCUCGUCAAGCGAUGGCACCGGUCAUCAUAGCGGCCUUUGUGGCGACGACGUGCGAGAGCUGGUUGGGGGCGGGCGCGCAGGGCCGCGUGCCGUGGCUGACGAACGAGGUCAUCAACUUCCUCAACACGCUGAUUGGGGCCGGCGUCGGCGCCGCGCUGUCGUUUAGGCUCUUUAA
This is a messenger RNA of Pelagomonas calceolata, 827 nucleotides long. NCBI's taxonomy places the organism in Eukaryota, Pelagophyceae, Pelagomonadales, Pelagomonadaceae. The record is from the annotation of a GenBank genome assembly.